Molecule: messenger RNA, 2114 nt
Organism: Ilex paraguariensis (yerba mate)
Lineage: Eukaryota; Viridiplantae; Streptophyta; Magnoliopsida; Aquifoliales; Aquifoliaceae
Source: the annotation of a GenBank genome assembly
AUGUCAAGCUCCUGCUCGGCAACAGUUUUCAACAAUUUACGCCCCCGCUCAAAAGCUUACCAAUUUGCCUCAGAAAAUACAGCAAAAUCUUUGGAAUUCUUCUGUAAUUUCACGAGAGAUGAAGGCGCAGUACCAAUCGACCAACGCGGCGACACGGUCCUCCACCUUCUGGCCAUCAAAGGGAAUGUGGACGCCUUGCGAAACCUAAUUCAGGCAGACCACUUUCUCGACGAAAUGCUCCUGAGAAAGAAUGCCAACGGCAACACCGCGUUGCAUGAAGCUGCGAUGUCUGGUCAGAAGGAUGUGACGGAGACCUUGGUGAGGAAGAAGCCAGAUUUAGUUUCCGAGCGGAACAGUUUGAACGAGACGCCUCUUUACCUUGCUGCUGCGUUUGGAAAGAGUGAAGUGUUCACAAUUCUGGAAAUAUACAGUAGCAAUUGCAGGAUAAGGAGACACGAUGGCUCCACCAUUCUUCAUGCUGCCAUUGAGGGAGAACAUUACAGCUGGGCCACAGGGCUUUUGGGUUUGGCUAUUCACAUCUUAGAAUCGUACCCUGAUCUUGCUGACAAACAUGAUGAGAAGGGUAUGACUGCGUUGAAUUUGUUGGCAUCAAAACCAUCUUCUUUCAAAAGUAUGUCAUCGUAUGUGUUGAAAGAUCUGAGCAGGACACCCUUCGUUCCUUUGCAGAUGCUUGAAGCUGUGGUCUACAAGUUUAUAAAAACAAGCACAGUUUUGAAGUCGCCAGUGGCUGAUAACGUAGAGGAUCCACCAACUGAUAACAGAGUUGGUAUCUCAAUGGUAGAAAGACCAUUUUUCAUCAGAGUUAUCUUAGGGUAUUGGUUUUUUGGAAAAAUUUACCAUGCAAAGCAAGAGCAUGAAGUUGUGGAAAAGCUGGCAAAUAAAUUGAUAGAAAAAGAAUAUUGGAGUCAUUACAUUGACUGCGAAAGUAUAGAUCCCGAAGUCAGCUCAUUUGGGAUUCCUUCAAUGAAGAAGAAUAAGGUAAACGACCCGCUCAUACAGGCAGCAACGUUCGGCAUUCUUGAAUUGGUAACGGCGAUCCUUGAGAAAAAUCCCGAGGCUGCAGACUCCUUUGACGAGAAUGGAAGGAAUAUAUUGCAUAUAGCGGUGGAGCAGAAGCAUAGAUUUCUUUAUGAAUACUUGAUGAGUUCUUUAGCUUAUAAAGAUAGGAUGCUGGCGGAUAUUGAUAACCGAGGGAACACCAUCUUGCACCUCGCAUCGUGUGUUGAAAAUCCUGCUACUUCUAAUUCUAGAAUCAUAGAUGUUGCUAGCCAAUGGAGAGUCGAUUAUCAUGUCGGAACGAUCAGAACGAAGCGGGGAAGUGUCGAAGUGGUAAACCAGAUGAGUUGGGAUGUGCUUUGGUUCAAGCGUGUAAAGCAUGACAUUUAUCCACACUUAUGGCAUCUUCGAAACAUGGAUGGAAUGACAGCAGAGGAACUAUUCGAAGAAAAUCGCUCAUCUCUUCGAGAAGAAGCAGAGAAAGCAGCAAAACAUGUGAGUGCUAACUUAAUAUUCGUUGCCAUCCUCAUCGGCACAGUUAAUUUCGCAGCGCUUUUCACCGUCCCCGGUGGCUUCAAUCAGAAUACCGGUGACCCCAUGCUCCUCUCUGGUCAUCCACAGGAAAUGCAGUUAUUCAUGAUUUACAUAGGGUUAGCUCUGUUCUUCGCAUUUCUGUCGUUGACAAACCUCGUGCUAAUCCAAGUAUCGCGGUUCGACACCAAUGACUUUCACAUUGCAAUUCCAGUAAAAUCAAUAAUAUCCUCCGUCACCAUUAUGUACUCCACCGGCUUGUCUGCCACCGCAUAUUGCCAAGGCUAUAUACUUGAGAGCCGGCCGGGAACCUUCAUAGCCACCUUUAUGAUUUUGUACAUGGUGUUUGUGUGGUAUGUCUUGGCCCUGGUAAUGGUAGACACUACGGUCUCCACUUUCGAUUACAUGUACUAUGCUAUUUUCAAUUUGCUUGCUUAUAAAAGUUCGGACAUAUAGAAUUUAAUUAUUGAGAUUUGUAUUGUAUAAUAUAAUCUUUGUAUUCAAGAGAAUUACAGCAAAUGAAUUAAGAGUUUUUUUAGAAUAUAACAAAACAAUUACAUGAGAAA